Molecule: messenger RNA, 3759 nt
Organism: Closterium sp. NIES-65
Lineage: Eukaryota; Viridiplantae; Streptophyta; Zygnematophyceae; Desmidiales; Closteriaceae
Source: the annotation of a GenBank genome assembly
AUGUCUCCAGCGUCGGCUAUUUUCACUCCCGCGUUCGACCCCCCUCCGCCGGAGAUCGAAGGGCUGUGCGAAGCCGUGGAGGAGGAACAGCAGCAGUUGCAGCGGGCGAUACAGAAGCAGGAGAGGCUGCAGAAGCAGCAGCAGCUGCGGCUGCUGCGGAUCCAGCAGGCGGAGCGGCAGCGGCAGCAGCUGUUGGAGCGCGGCGGAGGAGACGUGCGGGCCCCCGUGCGGCUGCUGAUUUUGGAUGACAUCGAUACGGAUGACGAGGAGGAGGAGGAGGACGAGUUCAACUUCGAUGCGGAGACUCCCGGUGUGCGAAGCUGCGGGAGCGGGCGGGGAGGUGAUGGUGGUGCUGCGCUCGCGGGAACGAGAGGGUUGGAGGGACGUGGGUCUGGGAAAUCCGGCGUUAGUGAGCCGUCUCCGCGGUCUACGAUCGGACCGUUUUUCCAGUCCAUAUCGAUUCAGUCCACUUGCAGUCCUGAGACGAGUGACGUCGAGAGCGGGGAGGGAGCGAGGCGACGUAAUAAUCAGGCCAAGGGACGUGGGCUUGACGACAGCGGCGGCUCGGAGUCUGGAAGCGCGAAUGAUGCAGCAGCGUCGGACCAGCAGGAAGGAAGCAGGCUAGGGUUGCUCAUAGGAAGAGCUUCUACCACGGGUAAAGAGGCAGCGACGGAAAUUGCUGCUGCCGCUCUUCGCGCGCUGCGCAAGGGAGGGAGUGAGGGGACUAAUGGAGGGGGAGGGAAGGCGGGACGGCCUCCAGUUAGUCCCAGGACGGCAUCUGGCAACAAGGGGAUGUGGGACGCUGGUUUUGGCGCUGUUCCUCCUGCUAUCGACUUGCUUGCUUCUGCUGCUGGAGAGGUGUCCAGAGGUAAUAAACAAUCGGGGAAAGGCAGCGAUGACGACAAGUGCUCCUUCUCUGGGCCUUUGCAGGCGCGUCUCGGAGCCAGUUCAAAGAAUGGCACGUUGAAGAGCUCGUGGAUGGAGGAGAGGGGUAACGGAAAGAUGACGAUGGAACUGGACAGCACAGAAGAGCAUGAGUCCGAUGGGGGUUGCUCGCCCGGGGACUCAUGGAAAGGAGGACAGACCCGGCUGAGACGCAUGGCUGCUCUGCCUAUGGCCCCUGGGGCUAGGUUUAAGGCUUACACUGAGCAGAGCUCGCCGUGGCUGAGUGGGUGGAAAGGUUCGAAGAGUGCGAACUCUUCGUUGAAAGCUCCUGAUAGCGAGGGGGAGAGCAGCAGGCUGGCGAAAUUGUCGAAGAAGCAUUUGGCGUUUUCGCCAGCUGAAUUCGGUUCGGCCACGCGGAUCGUGUUGCCAUGGGAGGUUGAUGGUGGUGUUGGUGGUUCCAACGACGGGGGCUGUGGGGAAGCAUCCAGGAGCCGCCAUGUGGCUUGGAGCGCUGACUGUGAUGAGGGUGGCAAGUCUGGAGGGGAGGCAAUGGGUGACUCCGCAACCCCGGUCGCGUUUCUCCUCCCCGUGCGCUCUCUUUCUCCUUCUUCCGCCUCCGCCUCAUCCGGGCAACGCUACGUAGAUUGCCCGCUCCGCCCGCGAAUUCCGCUGCUCCGCGGUCCGAACGUAAUCGGACGGCGCGAUCUGGUGACGCGUGAGGAUUCAGCUUGUCUGGCUGCUGCUGCUGCUGCUGCUGCUGGUGCUGCUGCUGCUGGUGGUGGUGGUGCUGCUGCUGCUGCUGUCGCUGCUUAUCAUGCUGGAGGUGGUGGUCCACGCGGUGACGGGGAGGGGCUGUGCUGGCCGCUGCUGGGUAGAGAAGGCAAGAACCCAGUCGUCAUUCGUCCUGCCACCACCCUCGGUCCUGCCACUGCCCAUGCUUCUGCCUCCGCCCUUACUCCUCCCACACUCGCUCCUACCACUGCUGCCACUGGUGCCGCUGCCGUUGCUGCCAGUGCUCCUGCGGGGCAGCAGAAAGCAGAGAUCUUUCCUGCAAGGGUGGUGCUAUGGCAACGGCUCAAUUCAGAGGGUGUGUUGAGGGAGGGCGAGAUAUUGGAGCUAGUCCCCUAUGGCCUUGCCUACCGCUUCACCUUUGCUGUUCCUUCUGCCGCUGCUGCUGCUCCUGCUGCUGCUGCUGCUGCUGCUGCUGCUGCCACUGAUAUUGCUGCCAGUGCUGCCGCCACUACUGCUACUGCUAGCGGGCUUACCACUGGUGGUAAUGAUGACGUGGCAGCAUGUGGAUGCAGGCAGGAGAGAAACGACCAGCUCUCAACCGCGGCCUCCCCUGCCUCUUUCCGCCUCCUCCACACGCCUGGUCUGCCCCGCCAUGCCAACAUGGAUUCUGUAUCACUCUCCGAUCUCUUCCAGGCGCCUCAAAAGGCAGAGGGACGUGAAGUGUCCACUUUUGAGGCGCCUCAAAAAUGGAUUCUUUAUCCCUCUCUGAUCUCUACCAGGCAUGCCCCCCUGCUCACUCACCUCACCCUUGUGCCUCCCCCACCCACCCACCCACCUCGCUGCAGCCCUCUCUUCCGCUCGUCUCUUUUCGUCACCGCACGUGCCUCAUUCUCGCCUUUUGGCUUGGACCUCAUGCUCUCCUUGUUCAGCUCUCCUUAUUCCCCUCCCCUCGUUUUCUUCCCCCCACUCUCCCUCCCCCAUUCUCCUUGCCCCGUUCCCCUCCCCCCAUUCUUUUCCCCCCUUAUUCACCUCUCCCCAUUCUCCUCCCCACAUUCUCCUCUUCCCGAUCUCUGCUCCUCCCCUUCCCCCCUUUUUUUCUCCCACUCUCUCCUCUUAAAGCCUGUCAAUGGAGAGCCUCUAGAGUGGGCAAUCAUUUGCAACUAUAUGGUGGACCUGGAGUGGCUUAUACAGGAGUGCCCUGUGCUGCUGACCGUGCCGCGGGUGGUGCUCAUGCAUGGAGAGAGGAGCGACACUGCCGCUGCUGCCAUGCAGGCCAUGCUUCCCCCGUCCUUCCACCUCCACCGCCCCCCUCUCCCUCUCCCCUUCGGCACGCACCACACCAAGGCGUUCCUCCUUGGCCGCCGCGCAUCCCUCUCUGUUAUCAUCCACACAGCCAACCUCAUUGCCGUUGACUGGCACUUCAAGUCCCAGGGCCUCUGGCAGCAGACGUUUCCGGUUAAAAGGAGGGGGUUUAGGGGAGUGGAAAGAGAUGGAGGAGGGGUGGAGGGGAGUGGAGAGGGAGGGGGGGAGGCGGUUCUGGGUAAGAGGAGGAGAUGUGAGGGAUUUGGGGUGGAGAGGGGUGGAAACGGAUGGGAAGGGAUGGUUCCGGUUGGAAAGAGUGUGUGUGGGGAAGGGGGAGCGGAGGGGAGGGGGACGAGAGGGGACGAUGGGAUGAGGAUGUGGGAAAGGGAGGGGCGUGUUGGGGAGGGGAACGGGAGAGGGGGAAGACGGAUGCAGGAAGAUUCUGCAGGGGCAGAAGACAGGAGCUGUUGUUGCUGUUGCUGCUGCUGCUGCCCGGGAGAUGGAAAUAGAGAAGAGAAAGGAGCACGUACAGAUGCGGCAGAAACGGCAGCAGCAGCAGCGGAAGCAGAAGCUGCAGCAGCGGAGUGUUCAGGAAGUCACGGGGAGGAGUUUGAAGAAGAUUUGGUGCGGUACUUUGGGUCUCUAGGAUGGAGCGGUUGCAAUGUGGUGGUGAUGACGAGUGGUGGGGGCGAGGAGGGCGUGGGGGAAGCGGGGAGAGAGUGGAGAGAGGGAGGAGUGGAAGGAGAAGGAUGCAGGAGGGCAGAGGGAGAGAAGGGCAGGAGGACAGUCCCGGUGGGGCGAGAGGAGGCGAUGGAGGAAGGGGGAAAAGGGGGAAGUUAA